Mucor mucedo is the source of this 891-nucleotide messenger RNA. RefSeq lists its product as uncharacterized. NCBI's taxonomy places the organism in Eukaryota, Fungi, Mucoromycota, Mucoromycetes, Mucorales, Mucoraceae. The transcript has a single exon. The record is from RefSeq and is a predicted model, not a curated record. Bases 1 to 891 code for a protein of 296 amino acids.
AUGAAUACAAGUGUUGAUAUGGAAGAAGAAAAGAGAAGACUCUUAACCCAAAUUGAAGAUUAUUUUAAUGACAUAACACAGUCUAUUGUGUCUGUGGGUGGUUUGUGGGAUGUUAUAAUGGAAUACCGCAACACAUCAACAGAUGCUUUGGCAACAAAAUCUUUACAAGAGUGGAAUACGUGGGACCAUUCUGUAUACAAGUGCUGGAAAAAUAUGUUAGACUUGUGCAAAGAGGUUGUACGUAUCUUUUGUUUAACUUUGGAAGAGCUAUCCAUAGCAAAGAAGACAGGAAAACUCCAUAGUCAAGUCAUUCGGGAAAUACGCCUUUUGACUAAAACAUUUGAAAAAACAUUUAAUCGUUAUAAAAAUAAGAGUACCGGGUCAAUGGAAGUUGUGAAGAGAAUCCAAUACACUGAAGACCCAUCACUAAACACCUCGACAAUUCAUAACCAGACUAUUUUUAAAGGUUUACUUUGUGGGUUCGCUUUAAUUCAUCUUGGACCAAUUGCGUUGGGAAGGAAAACACUGAUAAUUGUUGGCACUAUUAUUGCCGCAACCAAUAUUUUUAAUGUGUCUUUUCUACGUAAAAAGAAAAAGUGUGGUGAUAUCAAUGUUAUUUUAAACAAAUUAACAGAGGAGACUAUUCUGAUGAACCAUAAACUCAAGAAAUUAGGAAGUUUUGUCAUAAACAAGACUUACAGUCUGAAAAUUGACCAUUCUGCAAACCUUGAUCGUGAUUCCAUACAAACUCAAAUUGUAACUUUAUCAAACACCACUAAAGAACUGAAAGAUCGUUUCGAGUUUCUCCUAAAUGCGAUUCAGGAAAAUCUAGUAAAGACCAAAGAGGUUAUCCUUCAAAACAACCCUAUAGCUCUUCUAAAUGAUGAUUAA